AUGGGUUAUACAAUCGAACAACCAACUCGCAACGCGAAGAGAGUCCAUUUCUCAGACGGCUACACUGCCGGCAGUGCCACACCAGUCGACGACUUCUUGUUCAAGAGGGCCAAUUGCUCGAACACGUCCAAUGCACAGGAGCCAUGUGGUACGCAAGCCAGUGUCACCCAAUCCAAAUCACUCACCAAAGCUGGAGCACCAGGAGUACCUACGCCACCAGCACAAACAAGAGCACCGCGUCUACUCAAGAAGUCUGUGGAACAGGGUAGACGAGACAAGGAAGCAACAGAUACAGCAUCACUGCCUCCUGCCCCGCCUCCUCCACCACCACCAUCGCCUCCACGCCGCGAAUCCCAGUUUCUCAGUUCUAAUCUUCCCGCUUCAGCAAAAGCAAGGCUUCGAAUUCCCAAAGAUCUGUUCGUCUCUCCCAACAUUCCCGAGUCGAUACGACAGUUAGAAAGACUACUUUCAAGCCGCAGUGACCUCGCCAUCUCUUCCAACCUUCCUACGUCACUGCCAUCGAUAGAAGUGCCACCUCCACCCCCAGGAGCCGCAUUUCCCAACCGCAGAUUUCCUCAGUUGCCAAACCAAGCAGGGGCACCAGGUGUAGCCAACUCUGUGGAAGGAGAAGCCAGGGAGUACAUUACACUAGCACCUUUCCGCCCAGAAGCAGCAUCAUCGUCUCACAACCUUCCCCCGCUGUCAGCCACUGUAGGAGAUCUACUUCCACGCCGCCAUGUCUCCAAUACCAGGCCCAAUCUUCCCAAGUUGCCAACGCCAGAACGAGCAUCAAGUGUGGCCAGUCAAUCAGCAGGGCCCGUAACAAGAAGUCGAGCACUACGUGCAGCCAGUGAACCCGCCCCCAUGCGAGGAGGACGAGGACGAGGACGAGGCAGAGGAAGGCCCAGAAAAAUACCUUCUCCAUCGCCUCUGCGCAACGAAACUAUCUUUCCACUGCCAGCACAACCAAUAGAGCCGCGUGUAAACAUCAGUGUCCCCAUCCCCAGCCUCAGUCUUCCUAAGCUUUCAGUACAAGCCAGAGCAUCACGUAUAUUCGCUGAACUCUUCAACCGCGACUCGCAUACGGAAGAUGUCACAUCGGCGCCAGACGAACGAAGAGACCCAGAGGGCGAUAUAGUCGAGCGACCUGUCACCGCAGACCAACCCCUUCCUUCCCCUCCAACAACCUCUUCUUUACCACCUCCCGCCACGCCGCCACCCCCGCCUCGAGACGCUCCCAUCUACAUCUCCUCGGGCUCAUCUUCCUUCUCUUCCCCCCCUUCAUCUCCCAACCCACCCCCACCAACCACAGCUCCUUCCGGUCCCACCAUCUCCAUCUCACCAUCCUCUUCCUCCUCCUCUUCCCCAUCGCCAUCCCCCUCUCCCACAACACGCGCACUCGCCGCCUUCGCAUCCACCCGCCAUUCCUCUUCCCACAUCCCAUCAUCCACCGUAGCACAACCAACCCUAUCCUUUCCCCGCUUCCCCCGACUAACCCCACGCUCCCUCCCCCUCUUCCACACCGGCGCCGUAAUCGCAGUCGAAAACAUCCUCGAAGACUAUGCUAUCACGCCUGAUUUCACCCUUCUCGAUCUCGUCGAUGACUUGCAGGAGAAUCGCCCCAAGAUAUAUGAUUGGGAGCAUGUUACGAUUAUGCGGGGCGGGAAUUGGGUGUAUGGGGUGCUGAGGAGGGUUUGCGCAGAGUGGGGUGAGGACGUGGGUGUUGAGGAGGUGGGUGGGCGGUUGAUGGAGUGGGUUGAGGGGGAGUUUGAGAGGUUAGGAGGGGGUUAG
This is a messenger RNA of Bipolaris oryzae ATCC 44560, 1791 nucleotides long. RefSeq lists its product as uncharacterized. The transcript has a single exon. NCBI's taxonomy places the organism in Eukaryota, Fungi, Ascomycota, Dothideomycetes, Pleosporales, Pleosporaceae. The record is from RefSeq and is a predicted model, not a curated record. Bases 1 to 1791 code for a protein of 596 amino acids.